Cynoglossus semilaevis (tongue sole) is the source of this 2420-nucleotide messenger RNA. It is a transcript of the gene ghsra, whose product is annotated as growth hormone secretagogue receptor a. Gene Ontology annotation, molecular function: growth hormone secretagogue receptor activity. Bases 1025 to 2200 code for a protein of 391 amino acids. NCBI's taxonomy places the organism in Eukaryota, Metazoa, Chordata, Actinopteri, Pleuronectiformes, Cynoglossidae. Gene Ontology annotation, cellular component: plasma membrane. The transcript has 2 exons. Gene Ontology annotation, biological process: G protein-coupled receptor signaling pathway; hormone-mediated signaling pathway. The record is from RefSeq and is a predicted model, not a curated record.
UUGAACCUUAGAGGCACAAUAUACAAGGAGGGGUCUUGCUCUUGUAGGCUAUACUCAAAGCCAGUAUAUUAAAUUUGGAUUCACAGCACACAUACUACUCUAACUCAGGGUUUUUUUUUUUUUUUAUUCCAACCUCGGUGUAUUUUUAACGUUUCUUCAUGUGGUACAGGCUUUGAGUUACAAUGUCUGAGCUGGAAAAACUUCUCACCGAUACACUUUAUUACCUGCAGAUGGCGCUACAGCUCUGGCUGAUCAAAGACUCCCUCCUGCCCUCCUCCACUCACUCCAUCAACCUCCCUGACUGUUGUUUGGCGCACUGAGAGUCAGGACGCGCACACCCGACGCAUCACAACCUGAGGUCCCAGGUCUGGAGAGCAGCAUCCUGGAAUUCUGAUUUUUCCCUGACUCUAUGAAUUUCAAGAUUAUGUUGACAACACGUCGAUGCCUCGUGUUUGUUGUGACUUUUGCCAAACUCUCUCCCUUCCGCCACACAGCGCUGGUGUUCGUUUUGGUGGUGGUUUAUCCGUUUGUGUUUGGUUGAGCAUGCCGCAGGUGUCCCUGUCUGAACUGAUGUCUGCUGCUGGUGUGACUGCUGCUGAGGCUGGUGCUGAUGCUGCAGCGGCAUCUUCACGACUCUGUCUCUGUGUGUGACUCACUGUGACCACAAACAUCCCGCCUCCAGGUCCUCUGUUACCUCUGCUCUGACGCUGAGAUUCACGGAUCUGCGCUCUAUAGGUGAGAGACAGAGAGUGAAACAGAAGUAAAAGGAGUUAGAAUUUUGGUCUGUUAAUAUCUUAAUCGGGUAUAAAAAAAGAAAGAAAGAAAAAACAAAACAAAUGAAAAUACGCGGUGUUGCUCUGAAGAAGUGUUCGUUCGCUGCGGAGUGAAUCUUUGACAGAGAACUCGUUGCGCGCCGGUUCAUCCCUGGAGUUGGACCAGGAUCAUGGCAGGAAAGUCCGGAGCCAAGGGGCCUCGGAAGUCCCAGUACCACUUAGGGUCAGAUCUGACCCCGUAAAUAAACAGCAUGCCCUUUUGGCCCAACCGCUCUGAGUGUCUCUCCCACGGUAACUGCAGCUGGGAGAAGAUCCAGAACGACAGCAACAUCAGCUGGAGUCCAGAGGACCUUCCUCCUCUUAACUACUACUCUAUCCCCCUCCUCACGGUCAUCACCGUUGCCUGCACGCUGCUCUUUCUGGUCGGGAUGCCCGGUAACGUCAUGACCAUCUUGGUGGUCAGCAAAUACCGGGACAUGCGCACGACCACCAACCUGUACCUGUGCAGCAUGGCCGUGUCGGACCUCCUCAUCUUCCUCUGCAUGCCCCUGGACCUGUACCGCAUGUGGAGGUACAGGCCGUGGCUUCUGGGGGACGCGCUGUGUAAACUCUUUCAGUUCGUGUCAGAAUCGUGCACCUACUCCACCAUCCUCAGCAUCACCGCGCUCUCAGUGGAGAGAUACCUGGCUAUCUGCUUCCCACUGCGCGCCAAGGCUCUGGUGACCAAACGCAGGGUCCGCGCCCUCAUCCUCCUGCUGUGGACCGUGUCUCUGCUGAGCGCAGGGCCCGUGUUCGUCAUGGUGGGAGUGGAGAGGGACGGUACAGGCAUGGAGCCACUGAACUUCACGCUGGACGUCAACGAGACUGACUUGUACCCGGAGAUUGGAGACACCAGAGAGUGUAAGAUGACGCACUACGCCGUGGAGUCGGGGCUGAUGGAAGCCAUGGUUUGGCUGAGCUCCGUCUUCUUCUUCAUGCCAGUCUUCUGUCUCACGGUCCUCUACAGUCUGAUAGGGCGGAGGCUGUGGCAGAGACACCGGGAGACGAACAUCAGAUCCCGCGUCUCCUACAGAGACAAGAGCAACAGGCAGACCAUCAAGAUGCUGGUGGUGGUGGUCCUGGCUUUUGUCCUGUGUUGGCUGCCCUUCCACGUGGGUCGCUACCUUCAGUUUCGCUCCCUGGACGCUCCGUCCCCUUUUCUGUCUCUGUUGUCAGAGUACUGCAGCUUGGUGUCCGUGGUCCUCUUCUAUCUGAGUGCCGCCAUCAACCCCAUCCUCUACAACACCAUGUCCUGGAAGUACAGGGUCGCGGCCGCUCGUCUCUUCGGCCUGGCCGACAACCAACCGCCACGAGGACGGACAGUGACCGCCAGCUCUGUGAAGGGAGACGGGUUGAAUGUGUGGACGGAGUCCACAGUCAGCUUCUGAAAUAUAGUCAAAUGUAACAUCAGUCCAUAAGAAGACUUUUUAUUGUUGUUUCUGAUUAUUAUUUCGGGGUCUCAAAUUACACGUACCGUUUUUUUCCGUACUAAGUCGCAGCAGCCAAAAAACACAUAAUGAAGAAGAAAAAACAUAUAUAUAAGUCGCUCCGGUGUAAAAGUCGCACCAGUGCCCUCUAGAGGCUGUCAGUAUGAAAAUAAUAAGUAAA